This is a messenger RNA of Monodelphis domestica (gray short-tailed opossum), 6664 nucleotides long. RefSeq names its product BCL2 apoptosis regulator (gene BCL2). Gene Ontology annotation, biological process: extrinsic apoptotic signaling pathway in absence of ligand; release of cytochrome c from mitochondria; negative regulation of apoptotic process. NCBI's taxonomy places the organism in Eukaryota, Metazoa, Chordata, Mammalia, Didelphimorphia, Didelphidae. Gene Ontology annotation, cellular component: mitochondrial outer membrane. The record is from RefSeq and is a predicted model, not a curated record. Gene Ontology annotation, molecular function: BH domain binding.
AUGAUGGCUCACCCUGGAAGAAGAGGAUAUGAUAACCGGGAGAUAGUGAUGAAAUACAUUCAUUAUAAACUGUCACAGAGGGGGUACGAGUGGGAUGCUGGAGAUCUGAGGGCACCAGCCUCUCCAAGUCUUCCUCCUGUUGUUGCUUCUGCCCCUGCUGUUGGAAUCUUCUCUACCCAGCCACGAAACACACCAUUGCCUGCUGAACCCCAGGACUCGGCCACUUCUACUACUGCUGCUGCUAGAAACUCACCUUUGCCUCUUCCUCCUCCUGCUGUUGCUGCUGCUGCUGCUGCUGGACCUACCGUCAGUCCAGUGCCACCUGUGGUCCACCUGACUCUUCGUCAAGCUGGAGAUGAUUUCUCUAGAAGGUACCGGAGAGACUUUGAUGAAAUGUCAGGUCAACUGCACCUGACCCCUGUUACUGCUAGGGGACGCUUUGCCACAGUGGUAGAGGAGCUGUUCAGGGAUGGGGUGAACUGGGGGAGGAUCGUGGCCUUCUUUGAGUUUGGUGGUGUUAUGUGUGUGGAGAGCGUCAACCGGGAGAUGUCGCCCCUGGUGGACAGCAUUGCCCUAUGGAUGACUGAGUACCUGAACCGGCACCUGCACACUUGGAUCCAGGAUAACGGAGGAUGGGAUGCCUUUGUGGAAUUGUAUGGCAACAGCAUGAGGCCUUUGUUCGAUUUCUCCUGGCUGUCUCUGAAGACUCUUCUCAGCCUGGCUCUGGUGGGAGCUUGUGUCACUCUUGGUGCCUACCUGGGACACAAAUGAAUCAGCAUCCAUGCAAUGGAUCAACAUGAAAACGGCUCACUAAACUGUAGAAAUAGUAUGCAUUUUUUCAGUGAUAGGUGAUAAAAUUUGGGCAUGGUCUCUCUUUAAAAAAGAAAAAAAAAUUGGAGAACAAAACUUCUGGGCAAAAUGUUAAAUCAGCUAUUUACUGCCAAAGGGAAAUAUCAUUUAUUUUUACAUUAUUAAAAAAAUUUAUUUAUUUAAGACAUUUGCAUUUAACCUCCUGUCUUCAGAAACUCUGCCGCUUACAGCCAAGUACCACUUACCAUGGCUCCUACCCAGAAUCUCCUGUGCCUAUAAAUGCUGAUUUGUUUUAGAGGGAGUUGGCUGGACUGACUCAAUCUCUGAGAACAAACAAACUGACAAAAGCCCUUACUGUUGGGGAAGCGCUUUUUUAGGCUGCUUGAGGUGGGAAGAAGGUAGGGUGCAUUUUAUAUGCAUUUAUAUGCCCUGGGCACUAUGCAUCUUAUUGGAGAGACAACCCUGAAUGGAAGUAGAAUUAUUUCUUGCUGGGAAAAACAGAUACUUUGCGUAUAUGAUUUGCAUGGUGCACACCCCAUCAGAGGGGGAAGAAAAGGAAACCUUUGAGCAGACUUAUGGUCCAGGAAGAUUCUUCACAUUUCCUCCACCUCCCCAGGACAGCUAUGGGAAAUAUAAUCAUAAACCACAUAUGAAAGUAUUUUUUUAAGCUACCAAUUGUGCCGAGACAGCCUUUUAACAAUUAAGACAAUAUCAUCCAAUACCUUAAACACUGAUUUGUCUAUUCAGAUACUCAGAUAAUCCGUCAGUCCAAAUACUCCCUACUUGAGUAGGAAACUGGCUCCUUUGGAAGGUCAAGAAGUCAAUGCAUCAGUGAUUUCUUCAGCAUCAGGGUGUUUUUUGAGCUACUCACACAGAAACAUCAGGACACCAUAAGUGCCUGUUUCUCCGGGAGGUGAAACUGCAGUUUGCAGGCUGUCUUGUGUCCCAACUAAGAGGGCUCGUUCUGGAACCAAGCCUGUGCAGGGACUGGCCUCCAUGAGGGUUUCUAAACAGUGCAGUGUAGUCUCUGAAUCUUUGGAAGUUAGUGAAGUUUUGAAUUCCAUUGGCUAGUAAAAGAAACAUUUUUCCAUUUGAGAAAGGACUCUAAGUAGAGCUAUGCUAGGGCCUGUUUAUCAAAUUGGAGAUAAUGAAAUCAAUUUAGGCUCAAAAAAAAGCUUUUGUUCCAAUUUAAAGUGGAGCUUUGGAAGGAAAACUUUUUUUUUUCAAUUUGGUCAUUUCUUAAGAUUGCCGCUGAAGAAUGAAAAACUCUCAGUCACCACCCAGAUCAUCUCAACAAUUCCAGAAAAUUGCUUCAGUCCAGGAGGAGGCAAAAAGGGGAACCCUACUGCCUUUGUGAGAGAGAGAGAGAGAGAGAGAGAGAGAGAGAGAGAGAGAGAGAGAGAGAGAGAGAGAGAGAGAGAAAGAAAGAGAGAGAGAGAGAGAGAGAGAGAGAGAGAGAGAGAGAGAGAGAGAGAGAGAGAGAGAGAGAGAGAGAGAGAGAGAGAGAGAAUGUGGUAAAUAAUAAAUGAAGGACUUGAAUCCCAUUUUCAUCCAGAUUGCAAAUGUAUCUCAAAUAAGGCCGACAGAUGAGGAACAAUGAACUGUACCAAAUACUGUCCAAACAGCAUUCCUGUGUUUGGGGACUGAGCCUCUACCAUAUCUAUGUGGUUUAAAGAAAGAUUUUAAUAAAGAAGGGAAAUGUCAAAAGGAGAGCAGUGGACUAAGUGACUUAUGCCUAUGGAAUCUGAUGGUGAAACUCAUUAGCUCAUCAUUAUUAUUGUUUGUUCUUAUUUGAAAACCUGGAAGGAUGAGAAAAAACUUCCAGGUGUGGAAUUUGGAGAUUAUCUGCACAUCCUGGGAGCAAAGAAAAGAAACAAUGGCUAAAACUGUAGAGAAAUCUCAAAAGAGAUCCAGCCUCCAGCUUAUAAACUAGAGAAGAGUUUGUGUUUUAAGUUUAGAUUUCACUUUGUGAUAUACAUGAAAUACCUUUGAGGCAUUAUGGCAUUAUAUACCAUUUAUCUGUAUUAACUUUGGAAUGUACUUCGUUCAAUGUUUAAUGCUGUAGUUGAUGUGUUUUCAAAGCUGCUUUUUUUUUAGAUAUAUCAGCAUCUCAGCAUUUUAAAAAAUUGUAUUUAGUUAUUGCCUUUAUACUCUUUGUUAGCAAGGAUGAGGAUUUUUCAUUUGAAAUUUUAUAUUUUGACUCUCCAGGAACUUUUAACAGCACCUCUUGUAGCCUCUGGACCUUGGAUAGCUGAAGGAGAGGGAAAUGUAGCUUUCGAAGGCGUUCAUCUCAACAUGGUUAUGUUCUUUGAAACAGAAAUGUUGAAACAAAUCAAAACAACAUUUUCUGUGGUUCCCUCCACCCUUCUGCCUCCUUCUUCCUUGCAGGUUUACUUGACCUGAACAAUUCUGAGUUUAACUCAAGUUAUUUGAGAUAAUGUGCACAUUUAGCUAUCACCGUGGGGUCCAUUUGGAUGAAAAUUCAAGGAUAGAGAUUUUCUAGGGCCUUAUAGCAAUUAAGAAUCAGGCCCUGGGAGUGUUUGACUUUAUUUAUAGGGUUGCAUCAGAAUGGCCCAUUUAGAUCCAGGUACCAAGUAAAGCCAUGGGAGUUGAUUCAAAUGAGUCAUUUUUCAUGAGUGUCAGUAGCACUUAUGGGUUCACACUUGGAACAGAGUAGACUUGUACAGUGGGAAAUGGCUUGAAUUACAAGUCACUAUUCCAAACCAAAUCAGUGAAGAGAAUGAAUUGACUUUUUGGUUUCAAUUUUGAAAUAUUUUAUUUUAUGAAAGGUUUAUGUUAUCAAAAGUGGCCAAUAUUGAACCGAAAGCCUUGUGCUGCUAUGCCGACCGGAUCAUCUGCAUGGUUUUGUAGUUCACUCCAAGUGUCAAGUUUCUCCAAGCUGCUUUAGAAGUAAUAUGAAGUACCUUAUGGACAUUUUAAAGAUAAAGUCUGAUUGGUGUUUGGUUGUCUUUGUGGUUGUUAUUGUUAUUGUCCUUUAAAAAAAAACCUGGGCUUCCCAGUAUAUUAGUAAAGUGUACAUAUAUAUAUAUAUAUAUACAUAUAUAUAUUAAAAAAAAAGUCAUGGUGGUUAAGAUUUGUUUGGUUUUUCUCUUGCUGUUGGAAUUGUUAUUUUUUGCUAUGCCCCAUGAAAAACUUUGCCACCUGACUCUAGAAUUGUACAGUAUUUCCAUGCCUGCACUUGUUCAGAGACUAGAUAAUUAUGCAUUUCUUAUUGUUUAACAUACUAGAAAUGAUAAAUGUAUAUAAAAGUCUGAACUAAUCAAAUCCUUUUCUCCCUCUUCUUUCCUAGUGUGUUGUUCUCUAUUUCUAAUCCUUGGGGCAUACCCUCACUGAAUCAUUUCCACCUCAUUUUUUGGUUAUACACACAUACAUGCACACACAAAACACCCCUUUCACACUGAAUGUUUUAAUAGCCAUUCCUCCAUCUUCAAUUAAAACUGUGAUUCACAUAUUGUCUAGGGCAAAGAUAUAUAAAAGACGCACAUUUUCAAUUGGGGUCACUGGCAAAUAAAGUAAAUAAAUAAAGUAGCUAUGAGGGAAAGAGCACUCCACUGUCUUCAUGAAUAAAUAAGCCCUUACUUUAAAAAUCUUUAAUGUAAAAAAGAGCUUUUAGUAAAGAAGAAGAAAAACACUGUAUUGGAUAGUCAACCAAGUCCUACCAGCCAAAAUAUUCAUAAAGAGCAGAAAUUAUUUUUAGACUCUCUUUGUGGAAAGUAAAGAUCAGAAAUAUGGCAGGUACCCAGAUAAUUCUAGUUAAAAAAAAAGUGUGCCCUCAAGUCUCCAUUUCACCUUUUAAGUUUCAGAUACACUCACUAAUUUAGAAAUAGCUUUUAAUCACACAGUCAUCAAGUAUUUAUUGAGUGCUUCCUCUGUUCCCAGUACUAAGUGCAAUGAUUCUAAAAUCCAAAGGGACUAAGACUCAUAUUUAAAAUGGAAGAAUCAGAGCCUUCCCAGCAACAUGACAUUAAGGAUUAACUAAAUUUUAAAGUGUCUGGUAAUGCUUAAUUUGCAUUGAGGCAAAUAAUUUUUAUUUAAGAACCUCCAACUUAAAUUCUGAUUUAACCCAUUGAGUUCUUUCAAGGCUGUGGCUAUGGUUACCUUUUUUUUUUUUAAUCAUUUUCAUUGAAUGAUUUACAUGGGCUACGUGGAAGACAGAGGAAGGCCUUUGGAAAACAGAUGGUUCUAAGGACAUCAGGGAACAGAGUUGAAGUUCUGAUUCCAAUUCUGCCCUUUGGUGUUUUAGGUAACAUGAGAUAAACGUGAUUGUUUAUUUCACAACAAAACAAAACAAAACACGGAUCUCGAAUUCAAACCCACAUAGAGUCUAAUCAGAUUAUUUCAUGUCAUUGUCAUUGCUUUUAGGCAUUUUUAUGGCAAUAAUUGGUGGGAAAAAAUGAAAAGUAAUAUAUCAGAACAUUUCUUAAAAUCCAAUCAGUCUUAACAGAUGAUUAACAGAAUAAACAGACCUGACUAAUUUAUUGGAAAGUAAAUAUGGAAAAAAUUGGAAUAGCACUUUUAUUAGUGCUAAACCUGAUAUCAUAUAAUAAUGACCCACUGUAAAUAAGUGAAUAUACAGCAUCUCAGAGCAUUUCACCACUCUCAUUUACAACUCAUAAUAAUGAACCUGGAAGUCCAUUUCUGGAUGAUAGUCUUAAUGGUAAAAAUUUACAACUCCCUUGAAAAUUGCCACUUGGGAUGUAAAUUUGCAUCCCAAGUAUGUGGAAUGAAUAUUAAAGCAGUCAUUUGAACUAGUGGAAUUAGUGGAAGCCCAUGUUAUAGUAGGGGCAUUUCUUUUUCCUUCCUUGCUACCAUGAUGCUUUCAUUGGGCAUGAUGAUAACAUUGACAAGUUUACUAAUUAAGCUGAGUAAAUAAUGAUACCAAUCAAUUAGGUAUGCAAGAAAGAAACAUUCUCUCAUGAUAUGGUGAUAUGGUCCUCUCUUCCAUGGAAUAAUGGAUAGCCCUUGCAAUUAAUUAUGCCUCAUGUUAUGACACCUGUCAAAAUAGGAGCUGCACUUUGGGGAUGGUUCAGCAGAAACUCAUCAUCACUGUCAGAAAACAAGCCCAAAGAUGUCUGUUCUGCUGUUGGUAGGUCAAUCGUGCCAUGUCUAUCUAUAUAUACCAGAUAGCACAUUAAUGAUUUCCAAGACUGAACAGAUCUUGGUAUCCAGGCCAUUUGUGUAAAGGUACAGGGAUUGCGACCUUGCAGAUAGAUGGCGAGAGGCUUUAUUAUAGUAGGGAUCCUUAAGGCUGUGUUACUCCAAGUUGACUCUAAAGCAAGUGGGCAUUAAUUCUAUAUGUUUCCAUUCUUUCUUUUGAAAUGUUUAAAACUACUUUUCUUGAUGGAAUGUAAUAUAAUAUUCAAUUAUAUUUGCCAAGGUAGCAAUGUGAAGUGGUUGUGGCUGAUCUGAUUUCCUUUGGGGAGCCUAAACAGCUGCAUACAUUAGCAUUUUUGAAGUCCUCAAGACAUCCAAGAAUUAUCUGCUUGGGCUCUUCCCCCCCCCCCCCUUAAGUUAAACUUCAAACUGAUUUCAACUUUAUGCUGAAUGCUUUGUCUUUUAUCUUCCAGGAACUACUCUUAAGUUUUCUGUUUUUAACUUGGGAGCUGAGUUUUCAUUAUCACCAGCAUAAUUGUACAUAAAGCAAAUUUUGUUUACACAGUACCUUGGACAUAUGUAUGGUAAGAUAGAGUAGUUUUCCAGUUUGCUACCACUAAAUACAAUGGCAUUUUUUGUUAGUUGUGGGGGUGGAAAUCACAUUGCAUUAAAUUUGUUGUGUCUGUCCAGUUAUUAUUGUGAAAUAACAAAAAUAAAGUGCACUGUGAGCUAUUGGUUA